AUGCCCUCCUGGGCCCUCUUGGUGGUCAUCUCCUGCCUCCUCCCGGCCCCCCAAAACCUGGCACAAGUCACCAGCCAAGAUGCCUCCUUGCUGGCCUCGGACUCAGAGUCCCUGAACUGUUUCUCCCGAACAUUUGAGGACCUCACUUGCUUCUGGGAUGAGGAAGAAGCAGCGCCCAGUGAAAUAUAUCAGCUGCUGUAUGCCUACCCAGGGGAGAAGCCCCGUGCCUGCCCCCUGAGUUCCCAGCGUGUGCCGCCCUUUGGAACCCGGUAUGUGUGCCAGUUUCCAGCCCAGGAUGAAGUUCGCCUCUUCUCUCAACUGCACCUCUGGGUGAAGAACGCGUUUCUGAACCAGAAUCUGACCCAGCGGGUGCUCUCCGUGGAUAGUGUGGGCCUGCCAGCUCCCCCCAGCCUCAUCAAGGCCAUGGGAGGGAGCCAGCCAGGGGAACUUCAGAUCAGCUGGGAGGCCCCAGCUCCCGAAAUCAGUGAAUUUCUGAGGCAUGAACUCCGCUAUGGCCCUAAGGAUACAAGGAACUCCACUGGUCCCACAGUCACACUGCUGCUGUCCACAGAAACCUGCUGCCCAGCUCUGCGGAGACCAAACCUAGCCCCAGCUCUGGCCCAGUCUCCAUGUGCUCAGCCCAUGAUGCCCCAACAGGAUGUACCAGAGCAGACCUCCACAACUAGAGAAGCUCCAUCUCUGACAGUGAAGGGUGGAAGCUGCCUCAUCUCAGGGCUCCAGCCUGGUAACUCCUACUGGCUCCAGCUACGCAGCCAACCUGAUGGGGUCUCCCUCCGUGGCUUCUGGGGAUCUUGGUCCCACCCUGUGACCGUGGACCUGCCUGGGGAUGCAGUGGAAAUUGGACUGCAAUGCUUUACCUUGGACCUGAAGAAUGUUACCUGUCAGUGGCAACAACAGGACCAUGCUAGCUCCCAAGGCUUCUUCUACCACAGCAGGGCAUGGUGCUGCCCCAGAGACAGGGACCCCGUCUGGGAGAAGUGUGAAGAGCAGGAGAAAAAUCCAGGAUCACAGCCCUCCCAGUUCUCCCGCUGCCACUUCAAGUCACGAAAUGACAGUGUUAUUCACAUCCUUGUGGAGGUGACCACAGCCCAGGGUGCCAUUCACAGCUACCUGGGCUCCCCUUUCUGGAUCCAUCAGGCUGUGCUCAUCUCCCCUCCAAACUUACACUGGAGGGAGGUCUCCAGCGGGCAGCUGGAACUGGAAUGGCAGCAUCCAUCACCCUGGACAGCACAAGAGAUCUGCUAUCAGCUCCGAUACACAGGAGAAGGCCAUCAGGACUGGAAGGUGCUGGAGCCGCCUCUCGGGGCCCAGGGAGAGACCUUGGAGCUGCGCCCGCGCUCGCGCUACCGUGUACAGCUGCGCGCCAGGCUCCACGGCCCCACCUUCCACGGGCCCUGGAGCGCCUGGUCCGACCCAGUGAGUGUGGAAACCGCCUCCGAGACGGCCUGGAUCUUCCUGGUGACCGCUCUGCUCCUGGUGCUGGGCGUCAGCGCCCUCCUGGGCCUGCUGCUGCUGAGGUGGCAGUUUCCUGCGCACUACAGGAGCCUGAGGCAUGCCCUGUGGCCCUCACUUCCAGACCUGCACCGGGUCCUAGGCCAGUACCUUAGGGAUACUGCAGCCCUGAGUCCGUCCAAGGCUGCAGUCUCAGAUGCCUGUGAGGAAGUGGAGCCCAGCCUCCUUGAAAUUCUACCUAGGUCCUCAGAGAAGACUCCCUUGCCCCUAUGUUCCUCCCAGGCCCAGAUGGACUACCGAGGAUUGCAGCCUUCUUGCCUGGGGACCAUGCCCCUGUCUGUGUGCCCACGCAUGGCUGAGACAGGGUCCUACUGCACCACUCACAUCGCCAACCAUUCCUACUUACCACUCAGCUGCUGGCAGGCCCCUCGCUCCCAGUACCCUGGACAGAUCCAAACCCUCUAGUCCUUCCUUCUGAACUUCCCUACCCACUCCAUCCCAACAACACAACCAUCUCAGACCUCAUGUCCUUCCCGGUUGUCUACCCUCCUAGCUGGGCUUCAUAACACUGAUCUUUCAGUACUGCUGCUGACAUAAAUCCAGGACAAGGCUCAUUUCACUAAGCUCCUCUAAAUUUCACCUCCUUUCUCUCUCCUCUUUAAUGCCAAACUCCUUGAAAAGGAGUGUCCACUUCCUGACUCCCAUUUGCUCCCCAGACUACUUCAAUUCAUUCCCCUACUACCACUCUGCUAAUGAAACUACUCAGGCAAAACUCACCUCAAAUUUUUCUCAUCACAAGAUCCAAUCAGAUUUUGUUAAUUCUCAAUCCAUUUGAUCUCUCUGUUGUCAUUUGUCAUGGUGACUACUCAUUUCUCCUUUAAAUUCUCUCCUCCAUGGCUUGCAGACAUCACCAUCUCUCCUGGCUCUGCUCGGGUCUCUCUGAGUAUACUAAUAGUUAAGAGCAUAAGCUCUGGAGUCAGAGCUGGGUUCAAUUCCUGUCUUUCCCAUUUGCUAGCUGUAUGGCCUUGAGCAAAUAAAGUCUUUGAGCCUUAAUUUUCUCAUCUAUAAAACAGGGAUAAUAACAGAACCCCAUAGAGUUGUAAAGAGCAUUUAGUGAGAUAAUCUAAGUAAAGCACAGUAACUAGGACAUAGUAAGUGUUUGACAUGUCUAAACUAUGGUAAUUAUUCCUUCUUAAUCUUAUCCUGGAAUCUCUUCCACUCCUUAAUUACUGCAGUCCCUCAAGAGUCCAUUCUUAACAGUCUCCAAUACCAUCCGCUCUCAUUGCCUUUCCUAUAUGCUGACCAUUCCAAAGUUCUUAUCUCCAGCCCAGACCUCUACUACAGCACCUGUAAUGGUUUAUGCAAGUAACCGUUUACAUGUCUGUCUUCUGUUACUAGAUUGUGAGCUCCUUGAGGGCAAGGGCUGUGAUUUAUUUGUCUUCCCUCCA
Messenger RNA from Kogia breviceps (pygmy sperm whale), 2921 nucleotides. It is a transcript of the gene MPL, whose product is annotated as MPL proto-oncogene, thrombopoietin receptor. Lineage: Eukaryota; Metazoa; Chordata; Mammalia; Artiodactyla; Physeteridae. Gene Ontology annotation, biological process: thrombopoietin-mediated signaling pathway. Gene Ontology annotation, cellular component: external side of plasma membrane; membrane. The record is from RefSeq and is a predicted model, not a curated record. Gene Ontology annotation, molecular function: thrombopoietin receptor activity; protein binding.